Messenger RNA from Drosophila grimshawi, 1531 nucleotides. It is a transcript of the gene dco, whose product is annotated as discs overgrown protein kinase. The transcript has 2 exons. Gene Ontology annotation, biological process: peptidyl-serine phosphorylation; endocytosis; signal transduction. Gene Ontology annotation, molecular function: protein serine/threonine kinase activity; ATP binding. NCBI's taxonomy places the organism in Eukaryota, Metazoa, Arthropoda, Insecta, Diptera, Drosophilidae. The coding region runs from base 168 to 1487 and encodes 439 amino acids. The record is from RefSeq and is a predicted model, not a curated record. Gene Ontology annotation, cellular component: cytoplasm; nucleus.
ACAAAUAUAAAAUACAAUAAUAGAGAUAAGAGAGGAAAAAACAGCAGCAAGAAUAGUUUUUCUUACAAAAAGAAAACAGACGAAAGGAGUGCGCAAGGCAACGUUGUUGGUCGCCACAAAUAUUUAAAGAGACAAAAACAACACAGACAAACAUAAAACAGACAAAAAUGGAGCUGCGCGUUGGGAAUAAAUAUCGAUUGGGCCGCAAAAUAGGCUCGGGCUCCUUUGGCGACAUCUAUUUGGGCACAACGAUCAACACCGGCGAGGAGGUUGCCAUCAAAUUGGAAUGCAUACGCACCAAACAUCCACAGCUGCACAUCGAAUCCAAGUUCUACAAGACAAUGCAGGGCGGCAUUGGAAUACCGAGGAUCAUUUGGUGUGGCAGCGAGGGUGACUACAAUGUGAUGGUUAUGGAGCUAUUGGGGCCAUCGCUGGAGGAUCUAUUUAAUUUUUGUUCACGCCGCUUCUCGCUGAAGACGGUGCUGCUCCUGGCGGAUCAGAUGAUAUCGCGCAUCGACUAUAUACAUUCGCGUGACUUCAUCCAUCGCGACAUCAAGCCGGAUAACUUUCUGAUGGGACUGGGCAAGAAGGGCAAUCUCGUGUACAUAAUUGACUUUGGGCUGGCGAAGAAAUUUCGCGAUGCCCGCUCCCUCAAGCACAUACCGUAUCGGGAAAACAAGAAUCUGACGGGCACCGCACGCUACGCCUCGAUCAACACCCAUCUGGGCAUCGAGCAGUCGCGACGCGACGAUCUCGAAUCCCUUGGCUAUGUCCUCAUGUACUUCAAUUUGGGCGCCUUGCCCUGGCAGGGCUUAAAGGCAGCGAAUAAGCGACAGAAAUAUGAACGCAUAUCGGAGAAGAAGUUGUCCACAUCAAUUGUGGUGCUGUGCAAGGGCUUCCCCAGCGAGUUUGUCAAUUAUCUCAACUUUUGCCGGCAGAUGCAUUUCGAUCAGCGUCCCGAUUACUGCCAUUUGCGUAAACUGUUUCGAAAUCUGUUCCAUCGUUUGGGCUUCACCUAUGACUAUGUCUUCGACUGGAAUUUGCUCAAGUUUGGCGGCCCGCGUAAUCCCCAGGCCAUACAGCAGGCACAGGAUGGCACCGAUGCGGGUCCCGGUCAGAAUCAGGAUGCAGUUGCCACAGCCGCUGCCGUUGCAGCCGCAGCAGCAUCCCAUCAACAGCAGCAACAGCAGCAGCAGCAGCAACAACAGCACAAGAUCAACACAACAAUGGGAGGCGGCACAGCUGGAGGCGGUGGCAGCAGUGCACAACAAAUGCUCGGCAGCAGCUCGGCGGCUGGCCAAACGUUGGCGAUGGCCAUUGGCAACGGUGGCCUCAACAUGGACGAUUCGAUGGCAGCGACGAAUUCAUCAAGACAGCCCUACGAUACGCCAGAGAGGCGCCCCUCGAUACGGAUGCGUCAGGGCGGCGGUCUGCAGGCGGGGGGCGGCGGCGGCGGUGUUGUCGGUGAUGUACGAAAUGCUAAAUAAUAUUUUAUUGUUUAGAUGCCACACAAACACACAACAACACACAC